Exophiala spinifera is the source of this 627-nucleotide messenger RNA. RefSeq lists its product as uncharacterized. Lineage: Eukaryota; Fungi; Ascomycota; Eurotiomycetes; Chaetothyriales; Herpotrichiellaceae. Gene Ontology annotation, molecular function: protein-folding chaperone binding; zinc ion binding. Gene Ontology annotation, biological process: protein import into mitochondrial matrix; protein folding; protein stabilization. The record is from RefSeq and is a predicted model, not a curated record. The transcript has a single exon. The coding region runs from base 1 to 627 and encodes 208 amino acids. Gene Ontology annotation, cellular component: mitochondrion.
AUGCAGUCAUUCAACGCAAUAGCCCGUCGGCUGAUAACCAGCCGCAACGCCCCAAAUCCUCUCAGACGGCAACUCCGCCUACAAUCUCCACUGUCAAAACCCUCCUUCACGUCCAGAGCGCUUCUGACGACUCGUUACCCUUCCUCAUCCUUCAAGCGACACAACUCUUCUCUCACCGUCCCUGGAGGACAGGCCCAGGCGCAACCAUCAAACGAUGCGCCAGCAUAUCAUCUCAGCUUCACUUGCAAGCCUUGCCUACACCGGUCGACACAUCGCAUCACCAAGCAAGGUUACCACUAUGGCACGGUGCUGGUGACUUGCCCUUCGUGCAAGAAUCGCCACGUAAUAGCAGAUCAUCUGAAAGUCUUUCUUGACACCAGCAAGACGUUAGAAGACAUCCUCAAAGAGAAAUUGGAAGCCGGGGAAGACUUCACCAAACUACUGAAGAAAGGGAAAUUGGGCAUCCGUCCUGGUGCUUUGGUUGGAAACGAGGGCGAGGAAGACCUAGAAUUCUGGGAAGAUGGCUCAGAAACCCAGCAUAAACCUUUGGUCAACGAAGCAUCUCCAACAGGAAAACCAUCUGCAACUGACGACCAGAUAUACAACCCAAGAUAUAAGAAGACAUGA